AUGACCCAGGAGACGAGGAACUGGUCAGUCAUUUCGUGGGAAUUUCAGGCACGGUUCGUUUCACCAAUCGCUGCCACUGAUGCCACUCACAACUACAACUUUCUGCGCCCCUCUGUGUGUCUGAUGUCCUUCCAAAUAAACUCGUGGCUCCCUAGUACUGUUUUUCGAAGAUUUCGUGGUAAGUGGAAUGUAUUGACUUCGGUGCAGCUUUUACUUGAUUUGUUGAUGCAAUUCGUUCGGUGGAUUUGGAUUUUGCAAGCCCGUCGUUUAUUUUCGUGCCGAAGUCUAUAA
Messenger RNA from Amoebophrya sp. A120, 291 nucleotides. Lineage: Eukaryota; Dinophyceae; Syndiniales; Amoebophryaceae. The record is from the annotation of a GenBank genome assembly.